AUGCGCCAGAACCAGAGCUCUGGCAGUCGACGUUUGUCUGGGACUUGGUCCAUCGCGUCCACUUCGUCCUGGGCUUCAAACAACGAGGACGCGGCACUCCCCACGUCCCGUCGCUGGUCGUCCCGGUUCUUCUCCUACUCCAGGCGCGGGCGUAAGAGCAGCACGUCGUCCACUUCAAGUCGAACUUGCGGAGGCAUGACCACGGAGGACACGAGAGAGCUGUGGCGCUGCAUGUUGGCGCUGCAGCAGCUAUACGGUUGCUACAAGUCGACCAGGAUGGAUCUGGCCGUGAAUGCCGGCGACGCUGGAAUCAAUCUCAUGCCGAAUCCCUUCAUCAUCGACACCCUCAACGACUCACUCGUCAAUUUGCCCGCAGAGGGGUGGGAAAUGCUCGACCGGUGCCUCCGAAACAGCAAGUCGGCUCCGCGAGCCAUGCGGUCAAAGCCAAAGUCCCAGCGGAAAUUCUGGUCUCGAUCCUGA
This is a messenger RNA of Ustilaginoidea virens, 480 nucleotides long. RefSeq lists its product as uncharacterized. The record is from RefSeq and is a predicted model, not a curated record. The transcript is spliced from 2 exons. NCBI's taxonomy places the organism in Eukaryota, Fungi, Ascomycota, Sordariomycetes, Hypocreales, Clavicipitaceae. Bases 1 to 480 code for a protein of 159 amino acids.